AUAUUACAUGAGACAAUGAUUUAAAACAGGAGAGUAGAUUCAUUAAUACAGUUGGUGCGAAGUGGAAGUGAGAAGAAAAAGACAUGGCAGUGUCAGCAGCAAAGUUCGAUGUGGUAAUCCUAGGAGCCUCAGGUUUCACCGGCAAGCAAGUCCUCAAAGAAGCCCUCAAAUUCCUCAAUUCCAACCAUUUCACCUCCCUCGCCAUAGCGGGCCGCGACCCCUCCAAGCUGGCCCAAACCCUCAAAUGGGCCGCUCAGCCCAACCCGCCGCCCCAAAUCCCCAUCCUCGCCGCCGACACCGCCGACCCUCCCUCCCUCCGUUCCCUCUGCGACCAGACCCGCCUCCUCCUCAACUGCGUGGGCCCCUUCCGCCGCCAUGGCGAACCCGUCGUGGCGGCGUGCGUCGCGUGCGGCUGCGACUACCUCGACAUCACGGGCGAGUCGGAGUUCAUGGAGCGCGUGGAGCGUGAGUACCACGCGGAGGCAACAAAAAAGGGUUCUUUGGUGGUUUCGGCGUGUGGGUUCGACUCGGUUCCAGCGGAGAUGGGCUUUUUGUUCCAUUCGAGGCAGUGGGUGGGCCCGGCCCGGCCCAACAGGGUGGGGGCGUACCUGAGUUUGGAAUCGGAUAAGAGAAUUGUGGGGAACUUUGGGACGUUUGAGUCUGCGGUUAUGGCUGUGAAGGAUUUGAAGGAAAUGGAACGUUCUAGAGUCACCAGAGUGAUCCCUGAGAUUCCUGGGCCCCCACCUAAAGGAGAAAUAAUAGAACACCAGAAGAAAAUUGGCCUUUGGGGAGUAACACUACCUUCAGCGGAUGCAACUCUUGUUGGAAGAACACUUUCUACUCUAACUGAAUCCCCCCAUGGUCUUCCUGGGUUGAAUGAGAAUGCUGAGAUGGUUGAAAAAAGGAAAGCCUACUGGACAUCCGUGAAGCCGGCUCAUUUUGGUGUGAAGAUAGGCUCAAAAUCUUUGUUGCACGUGUUUGGAUUUAUUCUUAUUGGAAUAAUCAUUGGUGUUUUAGGAAGAACCUCUUUUGGAAGAUGGCUUCUUUUGAAGUAUCCUUCCAUCUUCACCUUUGGCGGGUUUAGUAAGAAUGGUCCUUCUGAAGAGGAGAUUGCAAGUGCUUCAUUCAAGAUGUGGUUUGUUGGACAUGGUUUCAGCAAUGAGAGUCUUGCUGCACAGGGAAACACAAAACCUGACAUGGAGAUUAUAACAAGAGUAAUGGGACCUGAAAUGGGUUAUGUAACCACCCCAAUAAUUAUGGUUCAGUGCGCUCUCGUUCUUCACGGCCAAAGAAAGAAUCUACCAAAGGGAGGUGUUUACACUCCAGGGAUUGUAUUUGGUCCAACUGAUCUCCAGGAAAGACUUCAACAAAAUGGAAUAUCUUUUGAUGUCAUCUCGAAAAGCUCUAUUUCUUCUUGACUCUAAGCAGUUCAUCCAUUUUUGGUUGGAAGAGAAAAAACUGACUGGUCGGAGUGCAGAAGUUAUAAUAAAGUAUUGAGAGAAUCUUUUUUGUUUUAUAUGUCUAUAUUAUUAUUUUGUAAGAAUACUACAGUUAUAUUGACAUUUGACUUGAACCAAGAUGGUGUGACAUAGUUGAUACUUAGAUAGAUAAUCUCUAAAUCUAUGUGCAUGGAAAAAUAUUUGUUGAGAAAAUUAGCCUCAUGAAUUUCAGUACUUUGAGAGA
Messenger RNA from Glycine soja, 1683 nucleotides. RefSeq names its product probable mitochondrial saccharopine dehydrogenase-like oxidoreductase At5g39410. The record is from RefSeq and is a predicted model, not a curated record. Gene Ontology annotation, cellular component: plasma membrane; lipid droplet; mitochondrion. The coding region runs from base 84 to 1418 and encodes 444 amino acids. Gene Ontology annotation, biological process: glycolipid biosynthetic process. The transcript is spliced from 2 exons. Lineage: Eukaryota; Viridiplantae; Streptophyta; Magnoliopsida; Fabales; Fabaceae.